Molecule: messenger RNA, 2283 nt
Organism: Nannizzia gypsea CBS 118893
Lineage: Eukaryota; Fungi; Ascomycota; Eurotiomycetes; Onygenales; Arthrodermataceae
Exons: 1
Coding region: 1-2283 (760 amino acids)
Source: RefSeq, a predicted model, not a curated record
AUGGGACCAAAGGCUAAUUCUGGACAAAAACGCCAGUUGAGCGAGGCACAAGAUUCGGGAUGGGAUGCAGAGUCUCGGGCAAAUCCAUGGGAUGCUAACUUUCCCGCAACGAGGCAACAUGAGGAUGUACCACGUUCGCCGCAUCCAUUCAUUCCAGUGCAGUUUCAAGUUGAGGCAGCACAGCCAGAGCACGCCGAGCAAGUGCGGGAAGAGCCAACGGAUCUAGCAACGCAACGCCCAGUUCAGCCGGAUCAAGUGGUACAUGGGGGAGAAGAGCAUAGAGCAGAAGGAGAAGGCCAGCAGGCUGAGCAGACUCAACAAGUGGAGCGGACUGAACCACCAGUUCAUUUGGGGCAGAUCGAGCAAACAGACUUGACUGGGACACAGACAGAUACACAACAGGCUACAGAUGAAUCAAGGGUGGCAGGCGAAUCUGGACGAGGGCGAGGAAGAAGAAUAGGACGAGCACGGUCACGGGCAUCUACAAGCAGGGGACGGCGGCGAGCGUCAGGGUCAGGAUCAGGAGCCGGACGGGGAGAAACAGUAGAUCAGCGGCCCGAAGUGAUACGGGCACGAGGAACGGGGGUAGGGCGAGGACGAGGUCGAGGUCGAGGUCGAGGACGAGGGGGAAGAUCGAGAGAGAGCCAAAGGCCGGGACGACGUCCACUGGGGGAGCUGGAUCCUGAUUCUUUGUUGGUACAACCCGUUGGCGAACUCGAAGCCAGAGCCGAAGCCCUAGCUGAAAUGGAGGCACGGGUAGCUACACCCGGAGGACCUCAGGCACGGGUUGGCGAGCAACUGAUACAUGAGCAGGUAGUUCAGCAGGAACUCUCGAAUGUACUGGCACAGCGAGGAAGUCUACCAGAAGCACCGGUGCCAGGACCAGUUCCCGCGCCGGUGGAAACGAUACCGCCACAACUAACGCAUCUACGGUACCUGCCGUCUCCUGCGAUACAGCCACAUAUAGCGCACUCGCGGGAGGUACAAACAAUGCUUCAGCAGCAGCAGCAACAGCUACUUCACCGGCAACAUGCGUUACACCAAGCAGCGCAGGGAGAUCUGAUGCUGCAGCGGGCGGUGACUAGUGAGCAGGAAAGUCGACUGCAGGAAAGUGAACCGCAGCAACGUCUAAACGGGGUGCAGCGAAUAUUGCGCGAGAGCGAAAUCCCAAUUUAUGAUGAAGGCCAAGCGGAGAGGUCAGCUCUGCAAGAGAGACAUGCACGGGGCAUGCAGGCGUUGCGGGAGCGGAACUAUGUAAUGCAAAGAGAGCAGGAAGCUGUUGAGAUGAGGCUGCGCCAGGCGAUACAUGAGCCGCUUGAAUAUUACGAACAAGGGCAAGGGAUAGGACUGCUGCGGCCGCGGCAGCUUUCAGUAACGAACCAAAUGCGGUCUACGCCGACACAGUCGUUGUCAGCGGUUAGUUACAGGAGGCGGCUAUCACCGCUUGUGAUACCGCCCGAGGUCCAACAGGAGUUAAUUAGGGAUACUCCUGAAGUUGAUCACGAUGACUAUGAGGAGGGAGCAGUGACUGAGAGUGAGCAUAUGUAUGGUGUUGAGGAUGAGGGUAGGGGUGGAAACGAAAACAAUAACGGGUAUACGAAUGGGGACGGCAUUGAGAACAGCAAUGAAGUAAGAAAUGAAAUCGACGACGGGUAUCAGAGAUUCGAGGAUGAGCAGGCGAGGUACCGGGCAAUAUGGGCGCAGCUCGAUGAGAUCAACGCAGAAUACAUAACGAGACAGCAACAGCAACGCGCAGACGCACAGAGAGCUGCCCAAGGAGAAGGCGGCUGGCCAACACAACUGGAAAUGGAGCAGCAACAACUACACCAACAAGAACUACAACAGCAGCAACAGCUGCUGCAACAACAACACCAACAGGAACUACAACAGCAACAAGAACUACAACAGCAGCAACAGCUACAGCAACAACAACACCAACAGCAGCAACAACAGCAACAAGUACUACAACAGCAACAACAGCAACAACAGCUGCAGCAACAACAACUGCCAGAGCCUACAUACCCACCACUGACUCAAUCCCCAGCCAUACCAGGGUACCACCCCCACUAUCGGCCUCAGGGCUUCUACCCCGUCAGCCGGGGGGUAUCAGAGGCGAUUUCAGUGCAGCAAGCCGCCCGUCUCGCGCGGGGAGAAUUCCUCGACCCCGACGAAGAAUUCAUGACGUUCGAUCUCACUUCUGUGUUCAGCGAACCAGUCUACCGUGACGGGCCCAGCGGACGAGCUCUCCCCACUGACCGAGCGGAACCUGCAGGGUCAACAUGA